AAAAAAAAAAAGAGUUGUUCCAUUUCCAUAGAGCUGAAACAGAGGAGAAAAAAGAAGAAACUCGUGACAAGAGACCGGCGGCUACAUGAGAGAAGAAGAAGAAGUAGAUUUUUGUUUCCGAUGGUAGAUGGAUGUGCAUUUAAUUUGCUCAGUUUUUUCUUCAACUUCAAAUUUAUCCAAGAUCCAUUAGACCACCUGCUACAGACAACUUGGGUCACGUUCUGGAUGUCCAGUCCAAUCCUGGACGUGAGAGGGGUGUGUUAAGAGUACCAAAUUGGAAGUGAUAAAGUCCACCAAAGUGUUUAUAAGUGGUUCUCCAAUGAUAUGAAGCAGAAUCUUGAAUCUGUUUGGGGAAAACAUCAUGAGAAGCCAAUGUCAGUUUACAAGAUUCAGAAAAUUCUUAAUCCGGAAAGUAAAUUUAGUCGCGGUGAUAUUGAUAACGAUAAGAAAAAGUUUAAGGUUUUCACAGAAAGUCAUGAGUCAUGGAAGAAGAAAAUUCUUGAUCCAGGAAGUGAUAUCUUUCUGAAAUGGAAAAGGGCAUUCCUAUUUUCUUGCAUACUAUCACUGUUUGUUGAUCCAUUGUUUUUCUACCUCCCUUCUGUAGCAAUAUCAACUGAUAAGAAUUCAUCAUGCAUGGAUACUGAUUUGAAUUUAGGAAUCAUUGUAACGUGUUUCCGGACAUUUGCUGAUGUUUUCUAUACGCUGAACAUGGUCAUAAAGUUUAGGACAGCUUAUGUCUCACCAAGUUCAAGGGUUUUUGGGAGAGGUGAGCUUGUUACGGAUCCAGGGUUGAUUGCUAGAAGGUAUUUGAGAUCAGAGUUUUUCUUAGAUCUUUUAGCUGCAUUGCCUCUUCCUCAGAUUGUUAUUUGGUUCAUUAUGCCAGCAAUCAGAAGCUCCCAUGCUGAUCAUACCAACAAUGCUCUUGUACUGAUUGUUCUGAUUCAAUAUGUCCCCAGAUUGUACAUGAUUUUUCCAUUAAGUUCACAGAUUGUUAAAGCUACCGGUGUCGUCACAAAGACUGCUUGGGCUGGAGCUGCUUACAACCUUGUACUUUACAUGUUAGCUAGUCAUGUAUUGGGGGCAUCAUGGUAUUUGUUGUCAAUUGAAAGGCAUGCUACUUGUUGGAAAUCUAAAUGCAGAAAUGAAAACCUCCCUGUGAAAUGUGUUCUUAACUACUUGGAUUGUAGCACUUUGAACGACAAUGAUCGCAUGAAGUGGGUGAAUACUACUUCUGUGUUCAGUAACUGCAAUCCUGAAAGUAGCACUAGUUUCAACUAUGGAAUUUUUGGAAUAGCAGUUGAAAAUAAAGUUCUCUCCUCUGGUUUUAUAGAGAAGUAUCUCUAUUGUUUGUGGUGGGGCUUGCAGAACUUGAGUUCCUAUGGCCAGAAUUUAAAUACUAGCACAUUUGUUGGGGAAACUGCAUUUGCAAUACUCAUAGCUAUCUUAGGUUUGGUUUUGUUUGCUCACUUAAUUGGUAACAUGCAGACCUAUUUGCAAUCUAUUACUGUGAAACUUGAAGAGUGGAGGCUCAAGCGACGUGACACAGAAGAGUGGAUGAGCCAUCGCCAGCUCCCACCAUUUCUCAGAGAGCGUGUCCGAAGAUUUGUUCAGUACAAAUGGCUUGCAACUCGAGGUGUUGACGAAGAAACAAUCCUAAGAGGCCUCCCUACAGACCUGCGCAGAGAUAUCCAACGUCACCUUUGCUUAGACCUUGUUCGACGAGUUCCCUUUUUCUCACAAAUGGAUGAUCAACUACUUGACGCGAUAUGCGAGCGAUUGGUAUCAUCCUUAAGUACUCAAGGCACAUACAUUGUCAGAGAGGGAGAUCCGGUAACCGAGAUGCUUUUUAUCAUCAGAGGGAGACUCGAAAGCUCAACCACAAAUGGUGGAAGAACUGGUUUCUUUAACUCAAUUACCUUAAGGCCUGGUGAAUUUUGUGGCGAAGAGUUACUUGCUUGGGCUUUGCUUCCAAAAUCUACACUCAACUUGCCUUCUUCUACGAGAACGGUAAAAGCUCUUGUUGAGGUUGAAGCCUUUGCACUUAGAGCAGAAGAUCUUAAAUUUGUGGCAAAUCAGUUUAGACGUCUGCACAGCAAGAAGUUGCAGCAUACAUUCCGUUUUUACUCUUACCAUUGGAGGACAUGGGCUGCUUGUUUCAUUCAGGCUGCGUGGCGCAGGUUCAAGAAGAGAGUUUUAGCAAAUAGCCUUAGCUUGAGGGAAUACGAGUAUUUCAUCAAUGAACAAGCAAGAGACCGAAUGGAACGUGACGAAGAAGAGCGCGGACCUGUGACUUCUAACACUACACAAGUAAAACAGAAUCUCGGUGUCACUAUAUUGGCUUCGAGAUUUGCUACAAACACAAGGAAAGGGAUUCAAAAGAUCAAGGAUGUAGAGAUGCUCAAGUUGCAAAAGCCUGAAGAGCCAGAUUUCUCAGUAGAGCCUGAUGAUGAUUAAGCUCAAUAUUGCAAAAUGCUAAGUAACUGAUAAUACAACUAUUAUUGCAAAGGCUAACACCUAUAGUGCCAAUAAUAUUCGAGAGUUAAAAGUAUCAUUCCUCAGUCCUUAUAGUUGAUGCCUUGUUGCAACAAGUUGCUUUCGUCAGCUUGUCUUCUUGUAUAUUAAAAUUUAUUGACAUACCAUACUUCUUGUAUAUUACAAAGCGCUAUUGUUACCAUAUUUAUAUUACAAGGGCACUUGUUAAAAGUAACUAAAUAGAAAAAAAUUAUAUUAAUAAUA
Molecule: messenger RNA, 2736 nt
Organism: Cicer arietinum (chickpea)
Lineage: Eukaryota; Viridiplantae; Streptophyta; Magnoliopsida; Fabales; Fabaceae
Product: probable cyclic nucleotide-gated ion channel 14
Biological process (GO): potassium ion transport; transmembrane transport
Cellular component (GO): membrane
Molecular function (GO): voltage-gated potassium channel activity
Source: RefSeq, a predicted model, not a curated record